AUGGCUUCACGAUCCUCAACUGCCGUGUACGAGUCUAACUUGUCACGUCUUGACGCAAAUCCAUCACUCAGCGUAAAGUCGAGACAGAACCCCAAAGACUCAAUGAAGUCCACCUGGCGACGAGCCGAUAAAAGCAACUGGACACUGUCGCACUGGUUCUUCGAAAUCCUGGGCAUUCACCACGUCGCCCUGGAUAAAGACUUGCCUGUGCAUCAGAAAGGAGACAAAGUGCCAUACACACCAGAGUGGCAGUUGCACCGUUGGGUGCUGGUGCAUUCACUCGUCCCGAUGGCCAUACAUCACGCCUAUGUCGUAUACACUGGCCAGAACCUUACACCCAUCCAAGCCUUUGUCUUCUACAGUGUCGCCUUCAAGGUUGCUGCGGUGCACCUACUGCAUGCUCUACGACGAGUAGGCCACCAGACGGGCUUUUUGGAUGGUGAUGUACAUGAGAGGGAUGGGGUGCCUGAUGUUGGCGUCACCAAGGUCGUGAAGAGUCUCAUAGCCACAUCUAGCUUUCGCCCUGUCUUUACUGUAUUCCUCAGCUACCGCACCGCCCAGGCUCCUUCAUCCAUUAGUUGGCUUUGGCUGCCACUGGAGAUUGGCCUGUACGGCAUCGUGCUAGACUUUUGGUUCUACUGGUACCAUAGACUCAUGCACGAGGUCGGCAGUCUCUGGAAGUACCACCGCACCCAUCACUUGACCAAGCACCCAAACCCACUUCUGACACUGUACGCCGAUUUCGAACAGGAGAUAUUCGACAUCGCCGUCAUCCCACUCAUGACCUAUUUCUCUUUGAAGUUUCUAGGUCUUCCCAUGGGCUUCUACGAGUGGUGGAUAUGCCACCAGUACGUCAUGUUUACCGAGCUGGGUGGCCAUAGCGGCCUGCGUGUCUACACAUCACCGCCCGGCACUCUUAGCUGGCUCCUACGUCUCCUUGACGCUGAGCUUGUAAUUGAAGACCACGAUCUUCACCACCGGAAGGGCUGGAAGACGAGCGGUAACUAUGGCAAACAGACUCGCUUGUGGGAUAAGGUUUUUGGCACUUGCAUUGACCGGAUAGAGUUGAAAGAGUCAAACAUGGAUUGGAAAACAACUGUUGACCUUCCAAUCUUUUGGUAA
Messenger RNA from Fusarium redolens, 1122 nucleotides. RefSeq lists its product as uncharacterized. Lineage: Eukaryota; Fungi; Ascomycota; Sordariomycetes; Hypocreales; Nectriaceae. Gene Ontology annotation, biological process: ergosterol biosynthetic process. The transcript has a single exon. Gene Ontology annotation, molecular function: iron ion binding; C-4 methylsterol oxidase activity. The record is from RefSeq and is a predicted model, not a curated record. The coding region runs from base 1 to 1122 and encodes 373 amino acids.